Molossus molossus (Pallas's mastiff bat) is the source of this 3404-nucleotide messenger RNA. It is a transcript of the gene SYK, whose product is annotated as spleen associated tyrosine kinase. The transcript is spliced from 14 exons. Gene Ontology annotation, cellular component: extrinsic component of cytoplasmic side of plasma membrane; cytoplasm. Bases 65 to 1960 code for a protein of 631 amino acids. Lineage: Eukaryota; Metazoa; Chordata; Mammalia; Chiroptera; Molossidae. Gene Ontology annotation, biological process: protein phosphorylation; intracellular signal transduction; cell surface receptor protein tyrosine kinase signaling pathway. Gene Ontology annotation, molecular function: signaling receptor binding; non-membrane spanning protein tyrosine kinase activity; ATP binding. The record is from RefSeq and is a predicted model, not a curated record.
GACAGCACGCUCGUUAGGGCCGUAGGUGGACUUCGUGCCCGCUUGGCCGUGAGGGGAGACAGGCAUGGCUGCGGGCGUGGCUGACCACCUGCCCUUCUUCUUCGGCAACAUCACCCGGGAGGAGGCCGAGGAUUACCUGGUCCAGGGCGGCAUGAGCGACGGGCUCUACCUGCUGCGCCAGAGCCGCAACUACCUGGGCGGCUUCGCCCUGUCGGUGGCGCACGGGCGCAAAGCACACCACUACACCAUCGAGCGGGAGCUGAACGGGACCUAUGCCAUCGCGGGCGGCCGGGCGCACGCCAGCCCCGCCGAGCUCUGCCUGUACCACUCCCGGGAGUCCGAUGGCCUGGUCUGCCUCCUCAAGAAGCCCUUCAGCCGGCCGCCCGGCGUGCAGCCCAAGACUGGGCCCUUCGAGGACCUGAAGGAGAACCUCAUCCGGGAGUACGUGAAGCAGACCUGGAACCUGCAGGGCCAAGCGCUGGAACAGGCCAUCAUCAGCCAGAAGCCUCAGCUGGAGAAGCUGAUCGCCACCACCGCCCACGAGAAAAUGCCCUGGUUCCACGGAAAGAUCUCGCGGGACGAAUCGGAGCAGAUUGUCCUCAUAGGAUCGAAGACAAACGGAAAAUUUCUGAUCAGGGCCCGGGACAACAACGGGUCCUACGCCCUGUGCCUGCUGCACGAGGGCAAAGUGCUGCACUACCGCAUCGACAAGGACAAGACGGGCAAGCUGUCCAUCCCCGACGGGAAGAAGUUCGACACGCUCUGGCAGCUAGUGGAGCAUUAUUCUUAUAAGCCAGAUGGUUUGUUAAGAGUUCUUACAGUUCCGUGUCAAAAACUUGGCCAAACAGGACAUGUUAAUUUCGGAGGUCGUCUGCAGUUUCCAAGCGCCAACCCUGCGACUUGGUCCGCGGGCGGAAUCAUCUCCAGGAUCAAAUCCUACUCCUUCCCAAAGCCUGGCCACAGAAAGGGCCCAGCACCUCAGGGGAGCCGGCCAGAGAGCUCCGUGACCUUUAAUCCCUACGAGCCAGAGGCGGGACCCUGGGCUUCGGAGAGAGAAGCCCAGAGGGAAGCCAUGCCCAUGGACACGGAGGUGUAUGAGAGCCCCUACGCGGACCCGGAGGAGAUCCGGCCCAAGGAAGUCUACCUGGACCGGAAGCUGCUGACCCUGGAGGACAAAGAACUGGGCUCCGGUAACUUUGGCACCGUGAAGAAGGGUUUCUACCAGAUGAAAAAGGGUGUGAAAACGGUGGCCGUGAAAAUCCUGAAGAACGAGGCCAACGACCCGGCGCUGAAGGACGAGCUGCUGGCGGAGGCCAACGUCAUGCAGCAGCUGGACAACCCGUACAUCGUGCGCAUGAUCGGCAUCUGCGAAGCCGAGUCCUGGAUGCUGGUCAUGGAGAUGGCGGAGCUCGGUCCGCUCAACAAGUAUCUGCAGCAGAACAGGCACGUCAAAGAUAAGAACAUCAUCGAGCUGGUCCAUCAGGUUUCCAUGGGAAUGAAGUAUCUGGAGGAGUGCAAUUUUGUACACAGAGAUCUGGCUGCAAGAAAUGUAUUGCUUGUUACUCAACAUUAUGCCAAGAUCAGUGACUUUGGACUUUCCAAAGCACUUCGUGCCGAUGAAAACUACUACAAGGCGCAGACCCACGGGAAGUGGCCGGUGAAGUGGUACGCCCCGGAGUGCAUCAACUACUACAAGUUCUCCAGCAAGAGCGACGUCUGGAGCUUCGGGGUGCUCAUGUGGGAAGCGUUCUCCUACGGGCAGAAGCCGUAUCGGGGGAUGAAAGGAAGUGACGUUUCCGCCAUGCUGGAGAAAGGAGAGAGGAUGGGGUGCCCCGUGGGGUGUCCGAGAGAGAUGUAUGAGCUUAUGAACCUGUGCUGGACUUACGACGUGGAGAACAGGCCCGGGUUCGUGGCGGUGGAACUACGCCUGCGCAAUUACUACUACGAUGUGGUGAACUGAGGCCCCCCGCCUGGACCCACCACCAGUGAGCAGAUGCGUCCUCUCCGGCAGACACCUCACAACCCCACAGUGCUUUGAUUCUGAGUCUCCGCUUUCCCCCUCCCGCCGGGAGAGCCAGCCUCAUGGGGACACGCCCGUGACUGUGGUUCCCAGAGCCUGUCCCGGAAGCUACCCUCCGCAGAACAAACGUGGCCUGCAGCGCGUGGGAGAAGGGCGGACAGCAGGGCCGCAGGGACCCGUUCGCCUGUAUCUCUCGUCUGGGUGGUUCUCACGCAGGCCUUUUCAGGACCUGUGUCCAGAUGUCCCUGCCGUCUCUCCAGUUCUCUGGUUCCUGGGCUGCCUCUGGCGCCCGGAGCCUGGAGCUAUGCCCAGGUGCAUGGAGGUCACUCACCCUGCGUGCUCAGCCUCCACAGGGCCAGGGGCCCCGGGGUGCCCACCGUGGGGGGCCGGUGGGGACAGGAGAGGGGAUUUGGCUCGAACAGGCUGCCUGACUUAUCCUGCCCCUGGAAAGCUUUCCCGACGGUAAAGUGCUUUGAAGCUUAAAACGUCAAGUUCUACCUGCGAUUUGGAAGGCGGAGCCCGUCCAGGGGGACGGAGCCUGCUGCUGCGUUCGCCCUCUGCGUUCUGAGCCAGGAGCCUCGCGUCUGCGCGCGUGCGGCGCGGGCGGGAAUCGGCGGCUCGCUGACCCCGGAGCCGCACCUCCGCGGAGACUGCUGCAGCGGGACGGUGCAGGAAAGGGACGGAGGACCCGCAGGGUGCUGUGAGCUGCCCCUGCUGUCUAGCUGGUGAGGUCCGUGCUUCCUCAACCUGAAGAGAGGAUGCGGCCGGAGCUCCUGUUCUUUUCUGUAUUUGUGGUGGGGCCGCCCUGCGGGCCUCUGCAGAUAAAGAUGAGUUUCUAAAGAAAGUGUUAAUUCAUAAUAAAGUCACAGACCCUGCUCCUCACCACAAGGAGGCUUCAUUGAGUGUGAUUUUGAUACAAAACCCAAGAGUUAUUACCUAGUCCCCUAGUGUUAGUCAAUCCUUAACUAAUGUUUGAUCUUGUGCAAGUCAUCAGCCACUGAGCAUCCGUUUUGGUGCAGCUGUGGAAUCAGAGCUGGUCAGCCACCCUUAGAUCAGUCGAGGCGCACACUCAGACUGGCUGAUCUUCAGCUCCCCUGAGACGCUGAAAGCGCACCCCAGCCGUGAGCAGGGGGGGCCUGUCCCUGAUGGGGCAGCGAGGCUUGGGGACAGCAGUCCGCCCGCGUGCUCGGCCAGAAGACACCGCUGCUCUCAGAACGUCUGCGGAGGGCGUUCCAGAACAUUCACGUCUCGUAGAAUUGUGCUCGCUGUGGUUUCGUAACUGUGAAAGAGGAUGCCCGUGUGCUGAGCACACUCAGAACAGUGGCAAUACCCUUACAGAUCCUGAUUUAAAAAGGCGAAUGACGCCCGGCCGGCGUGGCUCAGU